AACUUGGAACGCACCGCAAUAUUAAUACAAUAGUCUAUGUCAGUUUAUGGAAUACUGCUUGGUGGUAUUGGGAAUUUUAUAUGUUUUUGAAACUGGGGUGGAUAAUAUUUGGCCUGUUUAUGCCCAUCGCCAUUUAAAUUUCCUGAUAAUUUGCUAGUUCGAUAAAUAGCUAGCUGGUAAAACAUUUGUCAACAAUUCCGUUUUUAAACUAAUCCACGACAGAUUUAAUCCGUUCAAAACGAAACUAUUGACUAUAAGCAAAGUAACGUUAGCUGCGUACUAGCUAAGAACCCAAUGUAGUUUUACAUGCCUAUGUUUGUCUGUGGAGUCCCAGAAAUCCCACUAACAGGCUUAUGCAAGGGAGUAGAUCCCUUAUUUGGAUACGAUUAGAACAUCCUAGCUGUUGCCUGAUUGGCAAGUGUGGCUGAAGUUUGACACAAUGGCAAAAUUGUAACUUUUUUUUUUUAGCGAAAUAAUUUGACAGUUUUGUUCUUGAUUGACAGCAGGUGGUUUAAGCAGUGGAAAAAGUAUGUGGGAUUUGACAGCUGGGAUAUGUACAAUGUUGGAGAACAGAGCCUCUAUCCAGGGCCUAUAGACAACUCAGGACUUUUCUCAGACCAGGAGUCUCAGUCCUUGAAAGAGCACCUUAUAGAUGAGCUGGACUAUGUUCUGAUGCCCACUGAGGCCUGGAACAAGCUGGUCUCCUGGUAUGGAUGUCUGCAGGGACAACGCCCCAUUGUCAGGAAGGUGGUGGAGCAUGGCAUGUUUGUGAAGCACUGUAAAGUGGAGGUCUACCUGCUGGAGCUCAAUCUAAGCGAGCACAACAACAUGGACAACGUGGUGAUGCGACACUUCAGCAAAGCCGACACCAUAGACGCAAUUGAGAAGGAGAUGAGGUCGUUAUUUAAUAUCCCUGCGGAGAGGGAGACCCGCCUGUGGAACAAAUACAUGAGCAACACGUAUGAGCAACUGAGCAAGCCGGACAGUACGGUGCAGGACGCUGGUCUCUUCCAGGGCCAGAUGCUGGUGAUCGAACAGAAGAAUGAUGACGGCACAUGGCCGAGACAAGCUCCCCAUUCACAGUCCAGUAUCGUGUCGACUAGGAAUUUCACUACCUCUCCAAAGCUCUCCUCCAACUCCUCAGCCACCAUCUCUUCAACAGUGACCAAUGGCGACAGCAGCAGCAACUCCAUCUACUCCCUGAACAACAGCACCUCCUCCGACAACAGGUUGGGCGGCUACAACUCCUACAGCUCGUCCUACUGUUACAGAGAGUCCCAGUCCCAACCAGGUCUGUGUGGCCUUAGCAACCUGGGUAACACGUGCUUCAUGAACUCCGCCCUCCAGUGCCUGAGCCACGCCUCCCCGCUCACAAAGUACUUCCUGGACGACCAGUACGAGGCGGAGAUAAACCGGGAGAAUCCGUUGGGGAUGAGGGGGGAGAUCGCCGAGGCGUACGCAGACCUGGUCAAGCAGAUGUGGCUGAGCCGCAGCAGCUACGUGGCUCCACGCACCUUCAAGACCCAGGUGGGCCGCUUCGCCCCCCAGUUCUCGGGGUACCAGCAGCAGGACUCCCAGGAGCUGCUGGCCUUCCUGCUGGACGGGCUCCACGAGGACCUAAACCGCGUCAAGAAAAAGCCUUACCUGGCUCUGAGGGACGACGAGGGUCGGCCGGACGAGAUCGUAGCCAAGGAAGCCUGGACUAACCAUCGCUUGCGCAAUGACUCCAUCAUAGUAGACAUCUUCCACGGCCUCUUCAAAUCCACUCUGGUCUGCCCAGAGUGUUCCAAGAUCUCUGUGACCUUUGACCCUUUCUGCUACCUCACACUGCCCCUGCCCAUGAAGAAGGAUCGCACAAUGGAGGUGUUCCUGGUCUGCGCGGACCCCCGAUCCAGACCUAUGCAGUACAGGGUGGUGGUCCCCAAGCUGGGCUCGGUAGCAGACCUCUGCAGCGCCUUGUCCAAACACUCCGGAAUCCCAGCCGAGAACAUGGUCGUGGCGGACGUUUACAACCACCGAUUCCAUAAAAUCUACCGGAAGGACGAUGGCCUCAACAACAUAAUGGAGAAAGACGACAUCUUUGUGUAUGAGGUUGGUGAGGAGGAUGGGGAAACGGUCAACCUGCCUGUGUACUUCAGGGAGAGGCACAGCAAGCACGCGGGCGGCUCCACGGGUGCCCAGCUGUUCGGCCAGCCGCUGCUCAUCACCGUCCCCAAGCAGAACCUCGCCGUUGACCUGCUGUACGAGAAGGUGCUGGAGAGGAUUGGGCGCUAUGUGAAGCGGCCACAGGGAUCUGCUACCUGUGAGGGAAAGACCUCAGCCACUGCCUCCAGCAGCAUGGGCAGCCACAGCCAGGCUGCGGAGUCUACUGCAUUGGCCAAUCACAAUACAGAGCUGGGCGGCUGUGGUGGAAGUCUGUCCGAGGGGGCUUCCAGCAGUGGGCGAUGCACCAACAGCAAUGGCCAGCAGGGGCAGCAGAGCUGCAAUGGCCCCAAUGGGGCAUGUGGAGAUGAGGAAGAAGCCAUGGAUCACCAGGUCAGCCCGGAGCCAGAGUUUAGCCAAUCAGAUGACUCUGUUGGUGGGGAGGAGGAGGAUGACGAUGACGAUGAGGACGACGACCUGGAUAACAGCCCGUCUGGCAGCGUGGCGAAGCCUGGGAACGCUGAGCCCAAACUUUUCUCCUUCAGCAUGGUGAACUCAUACGGGACAGCCAACAUCGGACUGUUGCCCAGCGACAGCAACACCCUCAAAAUCAACACACAUUCCACUGUUGCAAUAAACUGGGACUCGGACAUGAGGAAACUGUACUAUGAUGAUCAGGAGGCAGAGGCCUAUGAGAAGCACGAGAGCAUGAUGCAGCAGCAGAAGAAAAAGACCACCGUAGCCCUGAGGGAAUGCAUCCAGCUCUUCACUACCAUGGAGAUCCUGGGAGAACAUGACCCCUGGUACUGCCCGAAUUGUAAGAAGCACCAGCAGGCCACAAAGAAGUUUGACCUGUGGUCUCUGCCCAGAAUUCUGGUGGUUCACCUCAAGCGUUUCUCCUACAACCGCUGCUGGAGGGACAAGCUGGACACCGUGGUGGACUUUCCUAUUAGAGAUUUGAACAUGUCAGAGUUUGUUUGUGACCCGAAGGCUACGCCCUACGUUUAUGACCUCAUCGCUGUGUCCAACCACUAUGGAGGAAUGGGUGGAGGCCACUACACUGCCUUUGCCAAGAACGAGGUGGACGAGAAGUGGUACUACUUCGACGACAGCAGCGUCUCAUCCGCUACAGAAGAUCAGAUUGUGACGAAAGCAGCCUACGUCCUGUUUUACCAGCGCAGAGAUGGGGAGGCUGCCACUGAGACCCCCCCCUCCGCCUCUGCUUCGAGCGGGGGCCCUCCAACGGGCGACGACCGCAUGGACACCAACUGAGAGGCCCAGAGUGGCGCAGGGACACACGCUAAAGAAAGCCCAAAAGCAAGUUCAUGCACAUACCCGCCUGCUAGGUCUCAAAUCUACAUGGUACUCCUCUGUGGCUUAGUAUACUUACUUAUCAUCACAUGCAUAUUCUCCAAAAGCAGGAAAAAAACCCUCAGAUUAAUUUGAUUGGAGACCCAGAAGACUUCCCGUUUGGGCCCUGAAAACCACCGCUGACCCAGAUGGGGGCAGAGUGACAGACCCUUGAUUCCUGCACCGGACCACCACAAUUUUAGAAGUUGCCUAAAUGCACAGAUGAAUUUACAAGUCUGUUAUCAGCUAGGGGCACCAGGAAAUGAUCUUUAAAUAGCCAAAUGCACAAAUCCUCUCAACCAAAGCAUUGCAAGUUGUACAAGAUUGCAAAAGUGUGAAUUGUAUCAUUGGGUGGGGGUGGGGGUUUGCGUGUCAUACUGGAGCUGUGCACUCAUUUUUAAGCUAUAAACUAAUUGAUGUUGUUAUAGAACAGAGAGGACAAAUCUUUGCAGAGUCGUUUGUACCUUGGGUAUGUGUGUGCACUUGGCACAUAAACUUGCACACGCCUCACACUUUGCCCCCAGAAACCGAGGAUUUGGCGGGAUUGUGUAUCGAGGAGGUCUGGUCGUGACUGCUUUUCAUGUGAAAAACUGCGUGCGUCUCCUGCCCCUGACCCACCCCCAGCCUGACUAGCUGCAGCGUGAAGAGGAACAACCUGUUUUUCAUGGGCCGAUCGAUUCGCUUGCUUAACGUACGGUGCCUGUGUACUCCAGUCCUGUUAGCUCCGUCUUACCUUCUUCAGUCGGGGACAGUGCCACACAUCUGUUGCUCUGUCUGACUAACACAGAAGCACCAGCUGCCUUUGAGCAUGGGGACUUAAAAAAAAAAAAAAAAAACAGGAUCUAGGAUUGAGUGAUUUAGGAUUUUUUUUUAAUGGUGAGCACUGAGAUUGCUUAAUUGGCUCAACCCCUGAUUGCUUUCACUUCCUUACAUACACAUGAUAUUUUAAAAGUGGUUCCAGGAAUGGAGAUUUAUGAUGCAAGUGUAAUAAAUAUGUGGUUUAAAGAAUGGUGAAGCCCAAUUAGUUCUUUGAAGGCUAAAACGAAUUUCUGUCUUUUUGCGAUGAACUCGUAUGCUUUAGCCUGUCUUCUGCUGUUCUGUAUACCAAUCCAGGGUUCUUUUCUGGGGAUUUUUUUAAAUACAAUGCCUGCAAACACACUGGGAAGAUGGUGAACAUUUGGGUUGAAAACACUGCUGUUGAAAAGAAAAAGAAAAAAAAAGAUUGUCCGGAAGAGCUGGGACGGCACAGCGUGAACCAAACGGCAUGGGGAUGCAUGAGGAUGUACUUUGGUGUCUUCACUGAGCACGGGAGAGCUCUGUCACUCACAGCUGCGUGCUGCGUCCCCGACGAGGAAAUGGAUGAAAAAAACAACCACACAGCGCAAGCUGCUGCUUUUUUUUUCUCCCCCCCCCCCCCCCCCCCCUAUAAAUCCUACAGCUGAAAAAAAAUUGUCUUGAGGGUGAAAAAUGAAAAUUCAAUUCAUUGUGCUUUUAUUCCAUUGGAUUGUAGUUUUAUUUGUUCUAUUGCCUGCACUGUAAGAUCCAAUAGAGGUUAUAUCUGCCGUAAUGGAUGUACUAUAUAUGAGAAGACAUAAAGCAACACAAUAAAUUGAGUCAGAAACAAGUUUUUAUUGUUCAAAUAACCUUUUGGGCUGUUGGUUUGAUUUCUUUAAAUGUAGCUGUGCAUCAUUUGCUGCAGUGCCUGGGUGAACUGAAGCUUUAAGAUGGCGGAGGCUUGGGGUUGGAAUGUUGUGGAUUGCUCGGCGGGUUGCCUGGGUGAACUGAAGCUUUAAGAUGGCGGAAGCUUGGGGUUGGAAUGUUGUGGAUUGCUCGGCGGGUUGCCUGGGUGAACUGAAGCUUUAAGAUGGCGGAAGCUUGGGGUUGGAAUGUUGUGGAUUGCUCGACGGGUUGCCUGGGUGAACUGAAGCUUUAAGAUGGCGGAAGCUUGGGGUUGGAAUGUUGUGGAUUGCUCGGCGGGUUGCCUGGGUGAACUGAAGCUUUAAGAUGGCGGAAGCUUGGGGUUGGAAUGUUGUGGAUUGCUCGGCAGGUUGCCUGGGUGAACUGAAGCUUUAAGAUGGCGGAAGCUUGGGGUUGGAAUGUUGUGGAUUGCUCGGCGGGUUGCCUGGGUGAACUGAAGCUUUAAGAUGGCGGAAGCUUGGGGUUGGAAUGUUGUGGAUUGCUCGGCGGGUUGCCUGGGUGAACUGAAGCUUUAAGAUGGCGGAAGCUUGGGGUUGGAAUGUUGUGGAUUGCUCGGCGGGUUGCCUGGGUGAACUGAAGCUUUAAGAUGGCGGAAGCUUGGGGUUGGAAUGUUGUGGAUUGCUCGGCGGGUUGUCUUGUUUUCUCCAUGGUUUAUUGCACAUGGACUUCCUAGAAAGUUGAUUAGACAGGAAUUUCUGUCAGUGUGCAGUAUACACACAAGAGCGCGGGUCUUCAUGUUGGAGCUAACGUUCUACAAAUGUAAAGGUGUUGGUAGUGAGUACAUUAUUUGCAUUGCAGGAUAUUUAUAUUUCAUGUUUUUUUUGGUUAAAUAUUUCAUGUUAACUUUAUUUGACCUCUGCAUAUUCAUUUCCUCAGGUUACCAUAGCAGAAAAAAGUUUAACAUGAAUUCUUUCACUGAGAUUAUAAAGGAAUUCUAGGUAAAAAUUCUACUGGAUUUUCAGUUAUUUGUUUUUGAAUUAGGACAGGAUACAUGUGAAUUUUCUUUGAAUAUUUUCAUAUCUUUAUUAAUGUUAUGAGCAAUCGUAUAAUAUUUAACUGCAAUUUUAUGUUGUCAUCACUUGCUACUUCAAACCUUUCAGAUAUUUUGUAUGAGGAUACAGUCUGUCAUAAAGCCAUAGUUUUUGGAAACUAAGCUAGCCAUUCAUUAAAAAGAUGUUACAUUCAAAUGAAUGGCAAAAUAACAUUGCAAAUGAAAAUUUAUGUCAUUUUUAACAUUCUACAGCUUGUUCACUUUAUGCCCCAUCAAGCAUCCUCUAUCUUAAUGGCAUCUGUCUAGGCCAGCUGGUGAACUGAAAAUUCAAGUGGCAUUCAUUAUCUGCAGCUGAAGUUGACACGUAUCAAUUGAAUGCCAUGUCUUUUUUCCAUUGAAAAAAUAUAUAGACUUACUAAACCAGAACCACACAUUUUUAAUAUCAUUCAUUUUUCGUGUAACUGCUUUGCACGUUUUGUUUUGCGUUAAAAGUUUGUUCACAUUAUUCUGUGCAAAAAAAAAAAGACCAAUCAUGUAUCUGGUGGAUCAUUUGGUCCCACUGAAACAAACACCACCUUCUAUUUGGCCAGAUUGUUGUAAUCACUUUCCAAGAUCAUGUUAAAUUAUGUUGUUUAUCAAACUGUCAUAUGGUUACUGCCAUGUGAUGCUAGUAUUAGUUUUGCCUCUAGUACAAUAGACAGCUUCCUACUGUAUCGUAUUUUGUGGAAAACUGUCCUACAUCAUAAUUAUUUGAGAGAGCAGGGAGUCAUAAUAUCUAUACACUGACACUAUACACAAUGCAUUUCACAUUUCCUUCUCUCAUGUGCUCCAGAGUUCAGAGCAGCUUGUUUUGGUAAACUGAUCAUAUGCAGGUCUGUGGUAUGGUUUGCACUCAUUUGGCAAACUUAGCACCAGGGAGGAAUCAAGUGUCCAACUCUAACUCUCCAUAACAACUUUAGGUCGAUGACAAGGUGUGCAUGGUUUUUGGCGAUCAGUGUUGCUAUAUUAAGCAAUGAAAUGAGACUUGAGGAGCUUAAGAAGUUCUGAAGCACUUUGAACUAAUACUAGCCUGUCUGACAAAAUACUUGAUGUUGUGUUCUGUAUUACUGUAUUUAAGUUUGAAAACAACCAGGAAGCUUCCUCUGCCAUAGGUUAGCUCUAGCACCAAAAUGAGUAGCUGUUGAAAUGGCAGUCUAAAUACGUGUAUAGCCUGGGAAAAGGGUCGUAUUUUUAGCAUGCUUGUAUUGAGCCAAGUGAACACAAAGGGUGGUUAGAAAACCAUCAGAUUUCCCCUAAGGGAGCUAUGCAGACAUCACAUGUUUUGGGAGCAAUUCAGGAGAUGCUCAGCUAGAGAAUAUCUUGAAAAACCCUGUGUGUUUUUAGCAACACAGAUCUCUUUGUGCUUUCAAAUGUUUUUUGCACUGAAGAUUUCCUCGCCAGAUGCAAAUGCUUUUAGACAAACUAUGCUUCUUGUAAUGCUCUAGAUGCCAGGUGUUUCAAGGCUUUGGUCAUGUUUUUCAUUUUGUUAAAAUACUAAUGUUCAGUAAUCACAUCCAUUUGUAAAAUCUCAAUUACAGUUCAAACUUUUUUCUAGACUAAUGGCAUUAGCUCCCUCCCAGAUCAGUUUCAGUCUUGAGGUAUAGCAGAAUCUUUUCAGUAAAACUAAACAAUAUUGCCCAACUGAUACCCUCAGAAUUUGUAAUGAUGUGCAUACUUUUAAAUCAUAGUUGCAGAGGAAGCUGUUCGCUGUUUUCCAUGUGACUGCACAUUAAUUGCUGUAAACUGUCUGAAGUCCAGUUCAGUUUAGCCAUAACCUAGAAAUCAAAGUGCAAGACAAUAAUUGAUAUUUCCGCAAAGGCAAUCAUUUAAGGACUCCGCAUUGAGCGUACAAUCAAGCUCGGAUAUGGCUGAGGGAUUACAUGCAUAUAUGGUGACUAAUGAGGAAUUGGAAAAUAAGCUUAAAUGUGGACAGCAAAAAAAUAUAACUGCCUGUAUUCAUAAAGUGUCAGAGCAGGAGUGCUGAUCUAAGAUAAGGUUUCCCAUGUCUGUUUUCUAACUUUAUCCACUCCUGUUAAGACAUUAAAAAAGGCCCAAGACCAGGUCUGAAGCCAUUUUCUCACCUCUGUAGCGGAGAUGUACAGCCAUUUGACAGACAGAAGAUGGUGAGGAUGCUCAGAGAAGAAGUGCUUGAGGUGGGAGGUUUUUAAAAAAUAAUAUGAUGGGUUCAUCUCUGGCUUACGUACCAAGCAAAGACAAAUCUGUUUCAGUAAGCCAUCCCGAUUACAAGCAAGCUGUAUGUCAAAGUCAUUUGUGUUGAACAUGUCACAAGUAUGGAAAUGCAAGACAGCAGUCCCAAUUUAAUAUUUAAUGGGUAAUUCUAAGAUGUCACUUAUGUGACGGUUUUAACCAUUUAGAAAAAGGAAUGUCUUAUACAAAUAUUUUCUUGGCCAGUUCACUGAUCUGAGAAGACAAAACUAUAGCAUUUUUCUACUUUAUGUGGGUUUGCAUUUUCAGAAAAAUAAACAUAUUUGGUGUG
Messenger RNA from Anguilla anguilla (European eel), 8717 nucleotides. RefSeq names its product ubiquitin carboxyl-terminal hydrolase 4-like. The coding region runs from base 553 to 3414 and encodes 953 amino acids. NCBI's taxonomy places the organism in Eukaryota, Metazoa, Chordata, Actinopteri, Anguilliformes, Anguillidae. The transcript has 22 exons. Gene Ontology annotation, molecular function: cysteine-type deubiquitinase activity. The record is from RefSeq and is a predicted model, not a curated record. Gene Ontology annotation, biological process: protein deubiquitination.